Messenger RNA from Theobroma cacao (cacao), 3223 nucleotides. The record is from RefSeq and is a predicted model, not a curated record. NCBI's taxonomy places the organism in Eukaryota, Viridiplantae, Streptophyta, Magnoliopsida, Malvales, Malvaceae.
CCUACGUCUCUUGUGCUUCUCUUGGGUUUUUAUGAUUUCCUUAUUUUGAUUGAAUAGGUCCUAGUAAGUAGUUCCUUGUAUCUUGUUGGUGGUGAUAUGUUGAGAUUAAUCAAGAAAUGAAGUUGAAGCUCCCUUUGUGCUCCUACUUAGCACCAGCCUUUGCUUCAUUGUCUUCCAAGUGAGGCCCAGCUAAUACUGAGAUCCUUGAAAAGAGAAGAGUACUUUGAAUCAACAGCAGAAAUGGAACAGGCUAUUGUGUCCUUAGCUAUUGAAAGAAUAUCCGAUUUACUCAUUCAUGAAGCUGUUUUCUUGCUUGGAGUUCGUGAGGAAGUGGAGGACUUAAAGGCUGAACUGGAGCGGAUGAAGAGCUCCUUGAAGGAUGCAGACAAUAAGAAGCAAGACCAAAAUGAGCUUACCCGCACUUUGGUGAGACAAAUCAGAGAUCUUGCUUAUGAAGCAGAAGAUGUUAUUGACAACUUCAUUCUUCGAUUUGCACAUCAAGGAGGCUUUCAUGGAAUCAUCAAGAGAUUCACCAAGCCUUUUCAUCUGUACAAAAUCGGGGUGAAGGUCAAAGCAAUCCAGACUAAGCUUGAAGGCCUUUCUAAGGGUCUUCCAACUUAUAAUCAGAUAUCGAGUGGAGAGGGGUCUAGCUCUAUUGCCAAGAUGCAGCAGCAGUUAAGAAGAACAUAUAUACAUGUUGAGGAAGAGGAUCUUGUUAGCUUGGAGUGUAUCACAAAUGAGGUUUUGGCUCAGUUGAUGACCGAAGAAGAUAGACUUCAUGUUGUUGUUUCAAUUGUUGGCAUGGGGGGCAUUGGUAAGACCACUCUCGCAAAAAAAGUAUAUAAGCAUAUUGAUGUGAAACGACGUUUUGAUUGUUGUGCUUGGGCUUUUAUAUCUCAACAAUGUAUGCUAAGACAAGUUUUGCAAGGUCUCCUCAUAAAACUUCUCUCUCCUUCUAAAGAAGAAAGGGAGUUAAUUGAUAAACUGGAAGAGAACGAGUUGAUGGAAAAGGUUUAUGAUUUUUUAAAAGAAAAACGAUACUUGGUGGUCUUUGAUGAUAUUUGGAGAAAAGAGCAUUGGAAUAGUCUUAAACAUGCUUUUCCACGAGGAAAAGAGGGAAGCAAAAUUUUAUUCACAACACGCAACAAGGAAGUGGCGUUACAUGCCGAUCCUUGCAACUCCCCAAUAGAGCUUCAAUGUCUUACAGAUGAUGAGAGUUGGAAGCUUUUUAGAAUGAAAGCAUUCCCAGGAAAGAAGACAGAGUUACAUGCUUGCGCAAAAGAAUUGGAGAUGCUAGGAAGAGACAUGGUGGAAAAAUGUGGAGGUCUACCUUUGGCAAUUGCUACGUUGGGAGGCUUGCUAGCAACAAAAAGGUCACGAGCUCAAUGGGAGACGGUUCACCAAAAUAUCAAUGCACACUUAAACGAGUUUCAACAACAAGAUCAUCAUUAUGGUGGAGUGAAUUGGAUUUUGGUUUUAAGUUAUAAUGAGUUGCCCUUUCAUUUAAAACCAUGUUUCCUAUAUCUUAGCAAUUAUCCAGAAGAUUGGGAGAUUUCAAAGAAGGAACUCAUACGAUUAUGGAUUGCAGAAGGUUUCAUUUCACCAUCAUGGGAAAGUGGGGGAAUGUUGAUGGAGGAUUUAGCUGAACAAUUCCUAGAAGAGCUAAUAAAUAGAUGUUUGGUUCAAGUUGGCAAGAGGGACCAUACAGGAAUAGGUGUGAAAACAUGUCACGUACAUGAUCUCUUGAGGGACUUGUGUGUGCUAAAAGCUCGAGAGGAAAAUUUCUUAGAAAUCAUUCGGCCAUCAUUGAUCGAAAAAUAUGGUAAUACUCUUCAUGUGACCUUGACACCAUCUAUGGCACGAAGAAUUGCUAUUCAUCCUAGCAAAAGGUAUGUCUCUUUGAAGGGAAAACAUCCAAAUUUACGUUCUCUUUUGCUCUUCCAAAAUGAGAAAUUGAUAGAAUUGCACAUUUCAAAAUGCAAUGAUUUCAAAUUCUUAAGGGUGUUGAAUCUUGCGAGAAAUGAUAUGUUGUCCAAGUGGCAUGUGUCAAGUGAAAUUGGUAAUCUACAUCAUUUGAGGUAUUUGAGGUUGAGAUCUACUGGAACCAUCAUCUUGCCACGGUCUAUUGGCAAGUUGAAGAAUUUACACACUUUAUACCUCCUAUAUCAAGCAUCAAGAAUUCCUGAUGUUUUUUUCAAGUUGAGACGCUUAAGGCAUAUUGCAGUAGGCGGUCUACGUACAUAUGUGCCUUUGUUGCUGAGGGAUACUUUAAAAAAUAUUGAAACUUUAAAGUACAUAAAGGGCAAGAGUUUAAUUGAAAAUAAUGCAGUGCUCGACUUGAGUAAUAUUCGGAGUUUAGGAAUAAGUUUUGAGAGAUCAAAAGAUGUGGAGCCUAUCAUAAAAGCACUGAUUGAAUCACAACGCCUUAGGUCAUUGUACAUGUGGUUGGAGGAUUCAAUCCCAUAUCCAGACAUGGAACCCCUUUCUCAUUGCCAUCACCUAUCAAAACUAUUUUUAAGAGGGAAGUUACAAGAAGAUCCACAUUCGAGCCAUCAUCUUUUGAAAUUUCUGCCAGCAAACAUUAUCAAGUUAUCUUUGAUAGGUUGUAAGAUAAAGCAGGAUCCAAUGGCUGUAUUGGGAAAGUUGCCACAUUUGAGGACUCUUUGCUUAUUUGCUUACUCAUAUUCGGGGAUUAAAAUGGUUUGCUCAGCGAAUGAUUUUCUUCAACUUGAUUUUCUUCAAAUUUGGAAUCUACCAGAAUUAGAAGAGUGGCAGAUAGAAGACGGCGCAAUGCAACAUCUUCGGAUUUUAAUUCUGGGCUGGGUUUCAAAUUUGAAGAUUUUUCCAGAAGGGUUGAGGUAUAUUACUGCUCUCCAAGAAAUGAAAUUAGAGAGAAUGAAGAGGUCAUUAGUAGAAAGGAUUCAAGUGAUAGAAGGAAGAGAAGGAGAGGAUUUCUUUAAAGUGUGCCACAUACCCUCCAUCCGAAUAAUGCAUACAGAGAAGGACUGAAAGCUCUAAUUUUGCAAUGUCAAAUCCUCAACUCAAAGUGGUUGCAGGUAACUCUAAUCGGCCCAGAAAUGUACUCUGCCAAUAAAGGCAGCAAGGGGGAUCACUUGGAUUUGCUUUUUGAUUGUUCAAAAGUUUAAUUUGUAUUUUUUCUUUGAUAACUGAAUCUAAUGAUCAAGUGCUUUUUAUAAAUGAAUUGCUGUGAAUUUGAAUGAAC